CACUGAAAGAAAGAAAAUAGAUAUAUAUAUAUAGAGAGAGAGGGAGGAUUUAUAUAUAUAUAUAUCUCAAAGACUCACAGUUUGGCAAAAACAAAGUGCAAGUUGACUGUAGAAAUCAUGGCUCGGAGAAGGUCGGUAACCGUCAUCUCUGUGAUCCUCUGUCUCCUAGCGAUUACCGGCGUCACCUACGGUCGUUUCAUUUCCGAUAGUCUCUCCGGCAAUAACGUACCGUCUUUCCCCCGUAUGAAAGCAUACCUAUCGACGGAAUCCUGCGAGCAAACCUACGGUUUCCUGCCUUGUACAACCACAAUUCUCGGUAACAUCUUCCUCAUUCUCGUCUAUGGUUUCCUUAUGUUCCAAGCCGCUACUUACCUCUCCAGCGGAAGUGAGCUUCUCCUUGAGAUCCUCGGUCCUGGUCUUAUCGGCGGUCUCUUCCUCCCUGUACUUGGAGCUCUUCCUGAUGCAAUGCUCAUUCUAGUAUCUGGACUUAGUGGAACAAAAGAAACUGCGCAAAGUCAAGUCUCGGUUGGAAUGGGUUUGCUUGCUGGUUCCACUGUUAUGCUUCUCACGAUAAUAUGGGGAACUUGUGUUAUUGUUGGCAAGUGUGACAUUGAAGGUCAUUUUGCAGUUGAUGGUAAAAAUACCAAAGGAUUCAAUUUGACUGGUUCUGGUGUUACUACAGACAUAUGGACAUCCUAUGCUGCAGUAAUCAUGAUCGUGUCUGUCAUUCCUUUCCUCGUUGUUCAAUUGCCUCAGAUUUUGAACUCGACUUCGGGAAGACAUUUGGCUGUUUUAAUUGGACUUGUGGUCUCUCUUGCUCUUCUCAUUGGUUAUUGCCUUUACCAGGUUUUCCAGCCGUGGAUUCAGAAGAGACGAUAUGACUAUAUCAGGCACAAGCACAUAAUAUCGGGAGUUCUAACGCAUUUGAGGAGACGAGGACUUGGCAGACUGUUCACCGAGCAAGGACUUCCUAAUGAACAAGUCACGAGAAAACUUUUUCAGGCAAUAGAUACAGAUGGGGACAACAAUCUUUCGCCUACUGAGUUGAAAGCAUUUGUUUUGGGCAUUCGAUUCGAUGAGCUGAAUUUGGACGAGGGAGAUGCUGUUGACAAAGUUCUGAAAGAUUUCGAUACUUCUCUCGACUCGCAUGUAGAUUACAAUGAAUUCGUUACAGGAAUAUCAAAAUGGAUGGGUGAGGCCAUGGAAUUUAAGCCUAAGACGCGUUUAGCUGGUCCUGAUACAAUAAGUCAUUUAACUGAAUUCCACGAGGAUACGAAGCGACAGUAUUUUCUACUAGGGGCGGGACAAGGCGAUGCGGGAGAACAGAGUGGUGAUGAAGGAGUUGAAGAGGGUGGUGUUGUGAAAGACGUGAAAUGGACAUCGAUUAAAGCAGUUUUGUUGUUGUUAUUAGGUACACUUAUUGCUGCUGCAUUUGCUGAUCCUUUGGUGGAUGCGGUUGAUAACUUUUCCGAUGCCACUAGCAUACCAACUUUCUUCAUCUCGUUCAUCGCGCUCCCUCUUGCUACCAACUCGAGCGAGGCUGUGUCAGCUAUCAUCUUUGCUAGCCGCAAAAAGCAAAGAUCCGCCUCUUUAACAUUUUCCGAGUUAUAUGGUGCAGUUACGAUGAACAACGUCCUUUGUUUAUCGGUCUUCCUAGCUUUGGUCUAUGUUCGGGGUUUGACAUGGGACUUCUCAUCGGAAGUUCUCGUAAUCCUUCUUGUUUGUUUGGUGAUGGGCGUGUUUGGAAGUUUACGCACCACAUUCCCUCUUUGGACAGCCUUCUUGGCCUUCGCCCUCUAUCCACUUUCAUUGGCUCUAGUUUACGUUCUUGACUAUGUCUUCGGGUGGUCAUAGAUAUUAUCUAUUAUACCGGUUUGACCUCUAUUUAUUUUGUUUUGGUAUAAGUUUCAAGUCAUCAAUCGUGAGAAUCCAUGUUCGUGACGUUUAUGUUUUUGUAUUCAAAUGAAUGGUAUUUGAUGUAUUUUUGAAAACAAUAUGAAUUCAAAAAUCAAAUUAAAGUUUUUG
This is a messenger RNA of Impatiens glandulifera, 2025 nucleotides long. Its product is annotated as sodium/calcium exchanger NCL-like. The record is from RefSeq and is a predicted model, not a curated record. The transcript is spliced from 8 exons. NCBI's taxonomy places the organism in Eukaryota, Viridiplantae, Streptophyta, Magnoliopsida, Ericales, Balsaminaceae. Gene Ontology annotation, cellular component: membrane. Gene Ontology annotation, biological process: intracellular calcium ion homeostasis; calcium ion transmembrane transport. The coding region runs from base 118 to 1854 and encodes 578 amino acids. Gene Ontology annotation, molecular function: calcium:proton antiporter activity; calcium ion binding.